GAUUUGUUUUUUAGCCGUUGGAGUUUAGCGGUAAACGUUGAAAUACGAACUACACAAGACUGAUUUUUGGUUAUAAUUAUUUAAACAUUUAAUAUUAUGAAUACUAUUAGUGGGACAUUAAUUUAUUCGAAAAUUAAGGAACUUGUAUCCAGCCUGCCUAACGCUAUUACUCCAGAAGUGAUCGAUAAGCUUUACGAAGAUGAUUCAAUGCAACCAUUUUUAAAAUGGUUUUACUUAAAUAUCAAGCCUGACAAUGUUCUGUCAAAUGAAUGUAUACAAUUGAAAAAACAUAUUAAAAAAAAUGACACUUGGCUUCAAGGAGAGGAAUUAGAUUUGGCGCUUGCAAAUGCCACAAAAGAUUGCCCAGAUUUAUUAAAAUUAAUUAAGUCGGAUUAUUGGAAUAAAAGCCAGUCUUUUACAGAUCUUGGUGCUGAAAAGGAACUAUAUGAUCCGGAUGUUGAAUACCUUCAAUCAAUUGAAGAUAGUAUAAAGAAACUUAAAGAAUGCGAAGAGCAGUUAGAUAAUGAUCUUGAUGAGGAAACCUAUGCUUUGAAAAAAGAAGAAAUCAAAGUAAAAAUGGCUUAUGACGAUUGCAUAUCCGUUCUUGAAGAUUUUGAUUCUUGUCAUCGUCAGUUCUUUAACGACGUUGAACUUUUAACUAACACUUAUACCGAUGCGGCGAGGAAGAAAGGAGAGCCUUGUAUAUGGACACAGAUGCCUAUUGACAAUUAUAUUAAGCAAUUGGAAAGAUACAGCGAUUAUUUAAAUUCAUACGCGAAAAGGCAAUUUUCAAUGUAUCAAAAGGACAGAGACGAACUUAAUACGGAUCGUAGCAGUUUUAUAAAUGAAAAUACUGAAAAUGAAAAAUUAAAUGAAUUAAUAUGCUGUCAAAAUAAUUUAUUUACAUCUAAAAUACAUGAAAUUAUUGCUAAAGUGGAGGACGACGCUAGCAAAAGUUUAUUGAAUUACGUUAUAGAAAUUUACAACGAUGGCAAUUUGAAGGCUCCUAGUACACCGGUUUUGGCAAGAAUAGAGAUAGCAGAGAUAUCGAAAAGUCGCGAUAUAUUAGAAGAAGAUGUUAAUAUUUUGCAAGAACGUCAACUGGUUGAUUUGGUACAACAGUUUGCAAAAGCAAAGGUGAAUAAAGUUUUAGAGGAGGAAGCGAAAGCUAGACUAAAAAGAAGGACAAGCAGGCUUGUAAAAUUAGAAAAGCUUUGUACACUCGCUAAGGAACAUGGAUAUGCAUUUUCGACUAUCUUUUGCAUGCUUUUGGAAUUGCAAAUUCAUCGAAUAAAUGAGAUCAUACAGUUUGUGAUGGAUGCGCGUCAUUAUCUCUCUAUGGAAUAUUCAUUAUCGUCUGUACGGAAUAGUAGCAUGCACAAAUUGCAAAAUGAAUACGAAUCUAAUUUAGCAUCCUAUAAAGAUCAGAAUAUUUUUUGUCAGAAAUUUGUAGAAAUGAUAGCGGAUGAUAAUUUAAAAGACAAUAUGCUGUCGUAUCUGCAUUAUUACAACGAGUUAAGAAACGAUAAUAAUUAUAAAUUAAAAUCCUUGCUAGAUGAUAAAAUAUUGGAAAUGAUUGAAAGUUCAAAAUUAUUAGAAAUAAAGAUAACAGAUCUGAUCGAAGAAGAAAUAAACGACUGUCCGACACUUAGUUUUAGAGCAAUACCUUGUAAUAUACAGAACAAAAUAUACAUUAUUAUGAAACAAGUGGAAGAAUUGGAGACGAAUGUCGAAUCGAUGAGAAAUAAAUUGAAAUCUAUGAUAAAAGAAUCGAGUGUACCAAAUUUUGAACGAGAAAAAUUAUUAAUUUGGCAGAAAUUCUUAGCUGAACCAGAAUCUUUACAAGAGAGAUGCAAGAAAUUAGAAGAAAUGGGAGAUCGCUCUAAUUUUCAAUAGUAAAACUGAUUGGUUAUUAAAGAUCUUUAUUGUACAAAGAAAUAAAUAGAAUAACAAUAUUUUUAUAUUCAAGGUUAUUGUUUUUCAUUUAAAAUGUAUAAUGAAAUUGACUGCUGUAGUCUGAUAUUAUUAC
Messenger RNA from Ceratosolen solmsi marchali, 2029 nucleotides. RefSeq lists its product as uncharacterized. Bases 97 to 1896 code for a protein of 599 amino acids. NCBI's taxonomy places the organism in Eukaryota, Metazoa, Arthropoda, Insecta, Hymenoptera, Agaonidae. The record is from RefSeq and is a predicted model, not a curated record. The transcript has 9 exons.